Molecule: messenger RNA, 1645 nt
Organism: Emiliania huxleyi CCMP1516
Lineage: Eukaryota; Haptophyta; Isochrysidales; Noelaerhabdaceae
Product: ammonium transporter
Exons: 4
Coding region: 1-1389 (462 amino acids)
Biological process (GO): ammonium homeostasis; ammonium transmembrane transport
Cellular component (GO): membrane
Molecular function (GO): ammonium channel activity
Source: RefSeq, a predicted model, not a curated record
AUGGGAGACAUCGGGGCCGAGUUCGCGGCGUUCAAGAGCGACAUGCAGAAAAAGGACCAAGCGCUUGACGCCUUCUACCUGCUCGUGUGUGGAACCUUCGUCUUCUUCAUGCAGUGCGGGUUCGCCUUGCUCGAGGCCGGCACAGUGCGCUCGAAAAACACAAAGAACAUCCUUCUCAAGAACCUGCUGGACGCCUGCCUCGGUGCCAUCAUCUGGUGGGCGUGGGGCAUGGGCGCCGCGUACGGAGAGAGUGGCGAAUCGGAUGGGAACGUAUUCAUUGGCACGGCGCCAGACGGCGGCGGCCCGUUUCUCGCGGCCGGCUGGGCUGAAGUCGGUUUUGACCCGGCCAAUGGCAAAGUCCUCGCCCUCUGGUUCUUCCAAUAUGUCUUCGCGGCGACUGCGGCCACCAUUGUCUCGGGGGCGGUCUGCGAGCGCGCCACGAUCGGCGCCUAUAUCGCCUACACCUGCUUCAUCACGGGCCUCAUCUACCCCGUCGUUGUGCACUGGGUCUGGUGCGACAACGGCUUCCUCUCGGGCGCCUUCACCCAAGACAAGGACAAGACCGUCCUCGGCGGCUGCCUCGACUUUGCGGGCUCGGGCGUGGUGCACUUGACAGGCGGCGUCGCGGCGCUCUGCGGCGCAAUCUUCAUCGGGCCUCGCAUCGGCCGCUUCGACGACGCCGGCCAGCCUGUGCCGAUGCCGGGCCAGUCCACCCCCUUCCAGGUCCUCGGCACCUUCAUCCUCUGGAUGGGCUGGUACGGCUUCAACCCGGGCUCCACCCUCGGCAUCACGCCCGCCGGGUACGGCACCAUCAUGGCGCGCGCCGCCAUGUGCACAACCCUCUCCGCCGCCGUGGGCGGCAUCACCGUCGUCGGCUUCGGCCGCAUCUUCUCAAAGACGUACGACGUGGGCAUGAUGUGCAACGGCAUCCUCGCCGGCCUCGUCUCCAUCACCGCCGGCUGCGCCUGCAUGCUCCCGUGGGCCGCCUUCCUCACCGGCUUCAUCGGCGCCUUCGUGUACUACGGCGCCUCCAAGCUCAUGCUCAAGCUGCAGAUCGACGACCCGCUCGACGCCUUCGCGGUGCACGGCGCGUGCGGCUUCUGGGGCGUCCUCGCCGUGGGCGUGUUCGGCCACCCCGACUACGUCAGCUUCGGCUGGAACGGCGAAAACGGGGACGUCGCGGGCGAGGCGCACACCGGCUUCCUGUACGGCGGCAGCACGCUCUUCGCCGCGCAGCUCGUCGCGCUCAUCAUCGAGUUCGCGUGGGUGGGCUGCACCUCUUCGAUCCUCUUCUUCACCCUCAAGAUGACAGGCGUGCUCCGCGUCUCGGAGCAAACCGAGCGCAACGGCAUGGACCCGAGCAAGCACGGCGGCUCCGCGUACAACUAGUCUACUGACGGUCGCUGCCGGCGAGGGCUGUCUCAAGGGAGACGGAGAAUCGCAACUCCUCUCGCCGCGCGUGGGACAGCGUGCCUCGGGAUAAGAUUCGAUCUUCCCGCGGGCAGCCCCGCGUGGCAGAACGCGCAUGGGGAUGCAUGGGUUCGUGGAACGCGGGCACUUCUGGGUAGGGCGGCGGAGAAUCGCAACUCCUUUCGAUCGCCGCGCGUGGGACAGCGUGCGCCUCGGGAUAAGAUUCGAUCUUCCC